This is a messenger RNA of Manihot esculenta (cassava), 1692 nucleotides long. RefSeq names its product fatty acyl-CoA reductase 3. The record is from RefSeq and is a predicted model, not a curated record. Gene Ontology annotation, biological process: long-chain fatty-acyl-CoA metabolic process; suberin biosynthetic process. Gene Ontology annotation, molecular function: alcohol-forming very long-chain fatty acyl-CoA reductase (NADP+) activity. The coding region runs from base 70 to 1563 and encodes 497 amino acids. Gene Ontology annotation, cellular component: intracellular membrane-bounded organelle. Lineage: Eukaryota; Viridiplantae; Streptophyta; Magnoliopsida; Malpighiales; Euphorbiaceae. The transcript has 10 exons.
CUGUUCCACCUUUCAAUUAACACAAACACACCUCUCUCUCUUUCUCUCUCUCUCUCUCUCUCUCUGUGGAUGUGUUCAAAAAUGGAGUUCGGAAGUGUAUUGCAAUUUCUUGAAAACAAGAAUAUUUUGGUCACUGGUGCAACUGGGUUUUUAGCAAAGAUUUUUGUGGAGAAGAUAUUAAGAGAGCAACCAAAUGUGAAGAAGUUGUAUCUUCUUCUAAGAGCUGCAGAUGCUAAGUCUGCCUCUCAAAGAUUACACAAUGAGGUUAUAGGAAAGGACUUGUUUAGACUAGUAAAAGAAAAGUGGGGAGCAAAUAUGAAUUCUUUCAUCUCUGAAAAAAUAGUUCUUGUCCCUGGAGAUAUAUCUUAUGGUGAUGAGCUUGGAGUAAAAGAUUCCCAUUUGAAGGAGGAGAUGUGGAGAGAAUUGGAUGUAAUUGUUAAUUUAGCAGCUACAACCAACUUUGAUGAAAGAUAUGAUCUUGCCCUUGGUGUCAACACAUUGGGAGCUAAGCAUGUCUUAUGCUUUGCCAAAAAAUGUAUUAAACUCAAAGUUCUUGUCCACGUAUCAACUGCAUAUGUUUCUGGGGAGAAGGCAGGAUUGAUACUAGAGACACCUUAUAAAAUGGGUAAGACACUUAAUGGCGUCUCUGGAUUAGACAUUGAUGAAGAAAAGAAACUUAUCGAUGAAAAAUUAAAUGAACUGCAAGCUCAAGGAGCCACUGAUGAAGCUAUCAAAGAGGCCAUGAAAGAUAUGGGCAUUCAAAGGGCAAAGGUCUAUGGAUGGCCCAACACAUAUGUAUUUACGAAAGCAAUGGGAGAGAUGGUUGUAGGACACUUGAAGGGUAACUUGUCUGUAGUUAUCUUACGUCCCACCAUUGUAACCAGUACUUAUAAAGAGCCUUUCCCUGGUUGGGUUGAAGGAGUUAGAACAAUUGAUGGUUUGGCAGUUGGUUAUGGAAAAGGAAGAUUGACUUGCUUUCUUGGUGACAUUAAUGGAAUUGUUGAUGUGAUACCAGCUGAUAUGGUGGUGAAUGCAAUAAUAGUAUCAAUGGUGGCUCAUGUAAAUGAAUUAUCAGAUGAAUCAAUAAUCUACCAAGUGGGUUCCUCAGUAAGACAUCCUGUUAGGUAUACUAAUCUUCAAGAUUAUGGUUUAACUUACUUUACCAACAAACCUUGGAUUGGUAAGGAUGGCAAACCUGUCAAGGUCGGAAGAGUUAAGGUCUUAGAUAGCAUGAAUAGCUUCCGCCGAUACAUGGCGUUGCGCUAUUUACUACUGCUAAAGGGACUAGAAUUGGCAAAUGUAGCAUUUUGCCAUUAUUUUGAUGGCAUGUAUAGUGAUCUCAAUAGGAAGAUCAAAUUUGUGAUGAGAUUGGUGGAGCUUUACAAGCCAUACUUGUUCUUCCAGGGAGUAUUUGAUGACAUGAACACAGAAAAAUUGCGAAUGGCAGCUAGAGAGAACAAUAUAGAGACAGAUAUGUUCUACUUCGAUCCAAAAUCCAUUGAGUGGGAUGAUUAUUUUAUUAAUAUUCACAUCCCUGGUGUGGUAAAAUAUGUUUUUAAAUGAUUAUUUUACUUGAAAAAAUUAGAAUUUACAUAUAAUUAAAGUUGUUUGUUAUGCAAGAUAUUAAAUUGUAUUUGCAUUCAUUUCAAAAAUGUGUAUUUAAUUUUUUAGAAAAAUUAGAAUAUAUGAUCA